AUGGCGCUUGCAGCAAUGGGACAGGAGAUACAUACUGAGCGGGGUUCACGUUGGAUCUACUCGGAGAGCACGCAGGAGCUUCUGCUUCAGAGGAGGGCCGAUUGCAAGGACUCGUGGCCGGGUCAAUGGGAUAUUUCUAGCGCCGGCCAUAUCUCCGCCGGCGAUAGCUCGCUUGUAUCCGCGAGGAGAGAAACUCUGUGGAGAAGGCUACAUACGAGGCGGGAGCUCCAUGAAGAGCUUGGCAUCAACCUUCCAAAAGAUGCAUUUGAGUUAAUUUUUAUUUUCCUUCAAGAAUGUGUUAUAAAUGAUGGAAAAUAUAUAAACAAUGAAUUUAAUGAUGUAUAUCUAGUCACGACUUUGGCGCCAAUUCCUUUUGAGGCAUUCACUCUUCAGGAAACUGAAGUCUCUUCUGUUAAGUAUGUAAAUUGGGCAGAUUAUAGAAGUCUAUUAGCCAGCGGCAACCAAGAAUAUGUUCCUUAUGAUGUUUGUGGGCAGUAUGGUAAACUUUUCAACAUUAUCGAACAACGGUACAAAGAAAAUAUGGAGUCUCGCAGUCUUGCGUUGCAAAAGCAGCUUGGUCGAUAUGUUCCUGUUAAUCUGGACACAGAGUUGACUGCACUCUCAAAAGCGGACAGGGAAGCAUUAUCCUUCAUAAUUAAGGCAUCAGCAGUUGUUGAUGAUAUAUUCUUUGAUCAGGUCUGGUAUAGCAAUCUUAUGCUGAGAGAUUGGUUGAAGAAGCAUUCUGAUGCCUCCAGCUUGGAUAGACUAAAAUGGAUGUAUUACGCUAUCAAUAAGAGCCCAUGGUCAUGUCUCGAUGAAGAGAAGGCAUUCUUGACAACAGCAGAUUCUGCUGUCAGGCUGCUCGCUGAAUCCACCAGGCGAGUUCCUGGUUGGAAAGGAAUUGAAUAUAGAGCUGCAUUUCCUAUGGUGAAGCCACCUGGUGCGAACUUCUAUCCUCCUGAUAUGGACAAGACGGAGUUUGAACUGUGGAAGGGUAGUCUAGGCGAUAAUGAAAAAGAAGCUGCAACAGGGUUUUUCAAUGUCAUCAAAAGGCAUGGUGAGGUUGAACUGGAUAGUGUAUUAUCCCCUUUAGAAUCUGGUACUAGCAGUCAAGCUAGGCAAGACCAGCAUGCGAAUUCAGAUGAUCUAUUUGUGGUUCCAUUUUCUCAAGAAUAUGGAGAUCGUCUUUUAAAAGCUGCUGAGUUUCUGAGAGAAGCAUCACAAUUAACUGACUCACCCAGCCUGAAGAAGUUGUUAAAAACCAAAGCAGAUGCCUUCCUGUCAAAUAACUACUAUGAUUCCGACGUAGCUUGGAUGGAGUUGGAUUCGAAACUUGAUGUUACUAUUGGCCCAUAUGAAACAUAUGAAGAUGGACUCUUUGGAUACAAGGCUACUUUUGAGGCAUUUGUGGGAAUACGAGAUGAUACUGCAACUUCUCAAGUUAAACUCUUCGGGGACCAUUUAGAGGAUUUGGAACAAAAUCUUCCAUUGGACAAUGUCUACAAGUCAAAAGAUGUUGUUGCUGCUCCAAUCCGUGUAAUUCAGCUCAUUUACAAUGCAGGGGAUGUAAAAGGUCCCCAAACUGUUGCUUUUAACUUGCCAAAUGAUGAACUUAUAGUAAAUGAGCGUGGAACAUCAAUGGUCAUGCUGAAGAAUAUCUCAGAGGCCAAGUUUAAGCAUAUUCUCCAACCAAUAGCUGAUGUAUGCAUCAACAUGGAGCAAAAGGAGUACAUCGACUUUGAAUCUUUCUACACGCAUACAGUUUGCCAUGAGUGUUGCCAUGGGAUUGGUCCUCAUUCAAUAAUACUUCCAAGUGGUCAAAAAUCAACAGUUAGAUUGGAACUACAAGAGGUGCAUUCAGCUUUAGAAGAAGCUAAAGCAGAUAUUGUUGGUCUUUGGGCUCUAAGGUUCCUAAUCAAUCAGGGAUUGCUCCCAAAGUACUUAUUGAAGCCUAUGUAUGUCUCUUUUCUUGCUGGGUGUUUUCGCUCAGUACGGUUUGGACUAGAAGAAGCUCAUGGAAAAGGGCAAGCAUUGCAAUUUAACUGGUUAUAUGAUAAGGGAGCCUUUAUUUUGCACUCUGAUGAAACAUUUUCUGUUGAUUUUACCAAGGUUGAUGGAGCUACUGAGAGCCUUAGCAGGGAGAUUCUAACAAUACAGGCAAAAGGUGAUAAAUCUGCUGCAAAGUCUCUUCUUCAGGAGUAUGCAAAAAUGUCACAACCAUUGUGCACUGCCUUGGAGAAACUAGAAAGAUUUCAGGUACCUGUUGAUAUUACUCCCAUAUUCACUGGUAAGUUAUCUUUGGUGUAAGAUGGACAAAAACAUUCAGGGAAGGAUACUUUGACCAAGGAAAUAAGAACUGAGAGAAAUGCAACAUACAUAAUUUAUUGUGUUGAUGGUUUAAAAUUCAAAUAAAUUGCUAUUGUACUGCAAACGAACAGUGGAGCUCGCCACUACAAAGUGGGGAAUUGGAUUGUGGAGAGUUCCGGAUUCAAGAGCAAGUUAUGACCUCUGUUCCAAAAUGAGACGAAUAAAACAUGGCAACUCAACUACAAAGAGGGGAACAACGUUCUUUCGCUUUGGCUUGCCUUGAAUUGUACUUUAUUAUUAUCCAUUCAUGUCGGGGAUAAAUAGUAUUGAUGUACUCAUCAUAUUCUUGUUAUGAUCUUCUUGUCAAAGUAGAUGAUGACAUUAUCUUUUUGGCAAUUUUCUGGCCAAAAAAUAUAAACAGUUAAAUAAUGGCUAAAUUAUUAGAUUAGUAUUUUAUUUUGAUCCCUUUAUCAAUAGGGUAUUUUAAAAUGCUUU
This is a messenger RNA of Asparagus officinalis (garden asparagus), 2802 nucleotides long. RefSeq names its product nudix hydrolase 3. The coding region runs from base 1 to 2307 and encodes 768 amino acids. The transcript has 22 exons. Gene Ontology annotation, cellular component: cytoplasm. Lineage: Eukaryota; Viridiplantae; Streptophyta; Magnoliopsida; Asparagales; Asparagaceae. The record is from RefSeq and is a predicted model, not a curated record. Gene Ontology annotation, molecular function: dipeptidyl-peptidase activity.